This is a messenger RNA of Cylindrotheca closterium, 1506 nucleotides long. Lineage: Eukaryota; Bacillariophyta; Bacillariophyceae; Bacillariales; Bacillariaceae. The record is from the annotation of a GenBank genome assembly.
AUGGUUCCUAUCAACUAUCAACAUGCCGUGCAAGAAUCACAUCUUCGUCGCCUGGAACAACAACAGCAUCAUCAACAACAACAACUAGUCUCUGCUUUCUCAGCCUAUGCUGGAAGACCAAUUUGGAUCCCCUCCAUGGUCAGCGUUCCCGCAUCAGAACCGUCUUUCCUAUCGUGCCAAACAACGCAAACGCGUCCGCCGUGUCCUCCUACGGCCACUGCAGGAGUCGCAGCACAAAGCACUACUACUACUAACACCGCAAGACCCAUGGCAACGCCAUCGCAAGCACAAACAACGCAAACACAGGCACAACCAGCCCCAAGUGCCGAUGAAGUCUGUGCUGCUAGCGUCUUGAUUAGCUUUACUCCCAAGGAAGGAACUACCGUUUCCAAUGCUCCAAGCCCGGUUCCGAGCAUGGUGAGCGAAGCUGUGGUAAUGCCAAAGAGCCUUCGAGACUCUCCUGGACAUGUCACGGAUUCCUGCACUUCCAGUGCCGCUUCGGCUUCCAACUCUUGCAAUGAGGAAGACGCGAGUGUCUGUCAUUCCGCGGCUCUAGGAUCCACGGCUGAAAAUUUUCCCAGCUAUCCUCCGGAUCAAAAGUGGCACUCGGGUUGCAUUUCCCUCUCUCUUCCAGAAGACGAAGAGGUCCUUUCUCCUCUGCAUUGCUUCAUGAGACGCUAUUGCGUAGAAGCUUUUACCGCCGCUCCUCAAGAUGUUGCCACUCCUCGCUAUGGCAAGUCUCACGGACUCAAGGUGGUGACUGGACAAGUAGGGAUUCGCUGCAUGUACUGCAAGCAUCGCCCUGUCGGCAAGCGUCCAGAACGUGCCGUCUGCUAUCCAUCUUCUCUCAAGAAUAUUUACCAUUCCAUUGAAACAUGGCAACGCCGUCACUCUUUGGUUUGUCCCGACAUUCCAUCCUGGGUUCGCCAAUCCAUGGUGGAUUUGAUGGAAUCCUCCAAGUCAAGAGCUGGUGGAAGACGUCAAUAUUGGGAAGAUUCUGCCACCCGCUUGGGCAUGGUGGACACUUCCAGUGGCGUCCGUUUUAUCCGCCAACCAGGUGCUGUGGAGACUGCUCCUUCCAUCAACCCCACUGGCUUUGUUCCAAACAAGGUAGUGGCAGACGAUGACAAGGAAAUGGUCACGGACUACUUGUUCUUGCUCAUGGAUCAAAUGGAAACUUGCCAGUUCACGGAAGAAGACCGCAGUGGUGGCCGAUCCAAAAUCAAGAACAACACGGUUGGCUUUCCUGGAAUGCAAUGCAAGCACUGUCAAGGCAAGGCGGGCUUUGGCCGCUACUUUCCCUCUUCGGUCAAUGCUCUCGCAUUGGCCAACAGCGACCGCAAUAUCAACAAUCACUUGCAAAAGUGCCGUCGCUGUCCUACGGAAAUCAAGCAAGAGCUGGCCCGCCUUCAGAAGGAUUCCACUCAAGGCAAGAAUCGUCGUGGACUUCGCAAACUUUUCUUUCGAAGAGUCUGGGAGCGAAUCCAUGGACCGAUGGAUGCCUAA